Molecule: messenger RNA, 4365 nt
Organism: Nymphaea colorata (pocket water lily)
Lineage: Eukaryota; Viridiplantae; Streptophyta; Magnoliopsida; Nymphaeales; Nymphaeaceae
Exons: 3
Coding region: 638-3856 (1072 amino acids)
Cellular component (GO): intracellular membrane-bounded organelle
Source: RefSeq, a predicted model, not a curated record
AUCAAUCUUCGACACGGUAUCACUAUGACACAAAUUAGAUCGUCGUGAACGGGAUUUACUGUGGUCGAUUAUGAGAGGCUAGAGAACUUCAAAUUAGGUUCUUUUCCCACGAGAAACCGUGUGAAACACUGGAACAAACGGUCGGCCGCAGAUCAAUGCCAUUAUCUUAGUUGAACAAUUCCUUCGAUCGAGGUGCAAAAGUCAACAGUACCAUGACUCUCGCCCAAGUUCUCUGUCGUUUCUUUCCCAUUAGGAGUGCUCUGCAGACCACCCGGUGCAGCAUCAGGAAGGCUUCGUCUUGUUGCAGAAGAGGAGGCAGUUUCUUGGAGGUCAGCUUUCCUCCGCACCAAACUCUUGUCCAGAUUUCAUCUGUUUCUUUUUCUAAGGUUUCGUGCACAAGUACUUGGCUUGCAUAACUAUCUGCGCUUCAAAAGAGCGCUGGCUCUUUCAGUGCAAACGAUAUACUGGGCAUUUCCUUUUUGUGGAAUACCAACAUGAGAAUCCAUGUGACUGAUCCAUCUUGGAGGCUAGAAACUUUUUUCUCACUCUUAGUCGUGGGGGUUCACGAAUCUGGGGUUCUGAUUGUUUUGGCAGUUUAGGUUGUUGGGUAGUCGAGAAUCCUUGACAUAAUCAAAGUAUGAGGAUCCUAGCCUGCUUUUCAGUAAUGAAGGUUCAAAAUCUAGUAGGCCUCGUGUGGAUCAUUGGGUUGAUGAUCCCUGGUUUAGCAGACGAGAUUCGGGCUACUAUGCCGAUAUCUGCAGUCGUCCAGGAAGUUAAUCAGAAUUAUAAAUUUGAGCGGCUUGACGAGGUCGAAAAGGAAUGUGGGUUUGUUAUAACUCAGUCAAUCAAACUGAAAACCGAUUCAAUCUCGUCGUACACUCUGAAGAAUGAAUUGCAAUUCAGGAAUGGCGACUGGAAGCAGGAUAAGGGUGCAGCGCCGUUGAUGCCAUUUGAUGCCCGAAAUAUUAGCUCUGUUUCACCUAACAAUUCUGAUUUUUCCUCUCCUUUGAACUUAGCAUCGUUCGAGAUAUGGAGCGUGGGUGAUCUUGGUCAUUCUGGGAAAACUAUGAAUGUAUAUGGUCUGCUGGAGUUAGCGGUACUUUCUACCGGGACUCUGUCUGACAUUCCAUUUGGCGGGGCUUCUACUUUCUGGCUUUCUCCUGGUCGAUCCCAUCUCGUGAUUCAGCUUGAAGGAAUCUAUACUGAAAACGAGCAAAAUGAUGGGGAACGUGUACUCUGUAUGCUGGGUAAUGGUCUUUUACCAACUCGUGCGGCAGGCUCUUCGGUCCCGUGGCCUGGACUGCACACUUCUAGUUCUAACUACUAUGAACCAACUCUUUCACGUGAUGAUAAAAUCAUGUUUCUCCUUCGUUACCCUUCAAAUUUCACACUUACAACUAGAGAAGUUCGAGGGGAACUUAAAAGUUUGAAUGGAGCAGAAGAACCUUUAUAUUUUGACAAAGUAUCCAUCUCUUCACAGCUGGGAGCAUAUGCGAAUUACCAGUUUGGUUCAGAAAGUUAUGUAUCAAAAGCAUGCAAACCAUAUCCAUGUCAAGAUAAUUCACAUGAGGAACAUAUAGCCGUCUACAGGGGAGAUCAUUUUUGUGAAUUUAUCCAACGAUUUUCUUGGGGUGACAGCUUCUUUAUUGUACCGAAUUGGAAUUGCAAGGGUAAUGUUGAAUUCUGCAGUAAAUUAGGACCCUUCACUACUGGAGAGCAUAUUAGAAAAAUGAAUGGUAGCUUCAAUAGUAUCAAAUUGAUUAUGCAAGAUGUAAGGUGCGAAACUGGAAGUGAAGGUAACGUGAGUACUGCUAGGAUUUCAGCGGUGCUUCGUACUGUUCUUCCCUUUGAGGACCUGCUCUCGGCAGCCCAAAGAUCCGGCCUCAAUGGCAUGGCUCUCCCUGCAGAAGGAAUAUGGAAAUCCUCAGCUGGCCAGCUUUGCAUGGUUGGGUGCAUUGGAAAUUUGAAGACAUCUGCAGUUGAAUGUAAUUCCCGUAUAUCUAUCUAUAUGCCUCUUUCAUUUUCCAUCAACCAGAGACGUAUCGUUAUCGGGAGUGUGUUCAGUCUUGACAAUGCAACGAACCCUUAUUACCCUUUGUCAUUUGAACGUGUGGUACAUAAUUCUGAUCUCACCCAUGGCAUCCGCCUGUUCUACAAAUAUACAAAAAUAAGUCUUGCUGGUGCUUUCCUGGAGAGAAACCAGCCUUUCGGCUUUGGUAAUCUAAUUAAGAAAUCAUUUCUAAAGUACCCAAGAAAAGAACUGGUUGAUGAACGGGUCAGUCUUUCCCUUCUCAUGGAAGACCUUACCCUGAAUAUCCCUGCACUGCCUGAUCCUAUUCCUAAUGCUCGUUUUAAGAGGACUAUGGUUCGAUUUCAGAUACUAUCACUGGACUCCUUCUUGGAAAAUUAUCGGGCAAUUAAUGCAUCUGUGGCUGGAUUGACAGAACAAAGAAAUAAAACGAUUCAUGCAACAGAGGUAACUGAACAACAGCUCCUAAUAAAUGUUUCAGCUGAGUUGACACUUGUUGGAACUCUACAUACAAAUACUUCCACCUUGUUUCUGGAAGGAUUAUAUGAUCCUAUUGUAGGAAGGAUGUAUCUGAUAGGCUGCAGAGAUGUAAGGGCAUCACACUUUGCCUUCUCUGAAGACCAAGAACUUGAAGAUGGGUUUGAUUGCCUUAUUGAGGUCGAAGUUCAAUAUCCUCCCACAACCUCCCGGUGGUUAGCGAAUCCAUCUGCAAAGAUCUCAAUUGCCAGUCAAAGGAAUGAAGAUGACCUACUGUAUUUCCAGCCCGUAAAACUCCAAACUUUUCCAAUCCUGUACCAGCGGCAACUUGAAGAUAUAGUGACUCAUAAAGGGAUUGAAGGGAUUCUUAGUAUCUUGGCAUUGUCGAUAAUGAUUGCUUGUAUUUUGAGCCAACUAUUCUAUAUCAAAGCCAAUCUAGAAACAGUUCCAUUCAUCUCCAUUGUAAUGCUUGGGGUUCAGGCAGUUGGAUAUAGUAUUCCUCUCAUCACUGGUGCUGAAGCACUUUUUGCGAGGGUAUCUUCUGAUUCUUAUGAAUCAUAUAAUCUGAAAAGAUACCAGAUACUUGAUUACCUCAUCAAGGUUCUUGUGCUGGCUGCAUUUUUCCUCACUUUAAGGCUAUGCCAAAAGGUAUUGAAAUCACGUAUUCGCCUUCUCAUGCGUGCACCGCUUGAACCAAGACGUGUUCCAAAUGAUAAGCGGGUACUACAGAUAUGCUUGUGUGUACAUACAGUUGGGUUUCUGGUUAUUCUGAUUGUUCACAGUGCAAGUGCCAGUAAGAGGCCAUUCCAGUCAGACUCAUAUCUUGAUUCAACAGGAAAGUUCCGUAGGAAACAUGAAUGGGAAACAGAGUUAAAGGAGUAUGUAGGUCUUAUACAGGACUUUUUUCUUCUUCCUCAGAUUGUUGGCAACAUCCUUUGGCAGAUCAAUGGCAAGCCACUAAGGAAAUUUUACUACAUUGGGGUUACAAUUGUGAGACUUUUUCCACAUAUAUAUGACUACAUAACUGCUCCUAUAGCCAACCCUUACUUCUCUGAACAAUAUGAAUUUGUAAACCCAACUAUGGACUUUUAUUCUAAGUUUAGUGAUGUUUCAAUACCAGUAGUUGCUGCCAUUCUUGCAGUUGUUAUUUUUAUACAACAAAGAUGGAGUUAUGUGGAAAUCCAGGAGGCAUUUAAGUUAGGGAAGAAGUCACUUCUGCCUCUAGGCUCACGUGUAUAUGAAAGGCUCCCAUCUAGAUCAUUUGAAGCAGAGCUUGUUUCUGGUGUUAAUGAAGCUGUUGCAGAAGGAGCCCAACAAAAAAGAAGGGACGAGAGGCUGAUCCAAGGAUAGAAGAAAUAGCCUCCUCAAAUUUCCUUGGUAUUCCUUGGAAGUUGGAAAAGUACGCCAUCUCUGAUCACACCUAAAACGACUGUAGCAAGCAGACGGAUAGCCAUACUAAGAACUCAUCAAGGCCUUCCUUUUGACGAUUCACUGAAGCAAACACAGAGAUGGCCGUACUUCAUGUGAACAUGAAGGUCCUUUCCGAAUCACACAGGUAACAUGAAGCAUGAGGCACGAAACCAUGAGAGUAUACAGAACCAUGUCUUUUUAGCACCCCCUUUCAGAUCGGACUGUGCAUCCAGUUUCAUCAUAAAGCUCCUCCCUUUUUUGUAUUCUCUGCUUUGGCAGUUUAGGCGCCUCUCUCCAAUCUCAUGUACUCUUGGCAAAAGCUCUUUAUGCUAAUAUUGAGCAUAUCCUCUGCAUUUGAUUUCAUUUCAUUUAGGUACGUCAUUAGUUCCUAUGAAGGCAUUCUACUUGAAGUCCCACCUAUGUCGCUAAUUGGCUGUUUGCCACAAUUC